This is a messenger RNA of Oryzias melastigma (Indian medaka), 4109 nucleotides long. RefSeq names its product guanine nucleotide-binding protein G(o) subunit alpha. The record is from RefSeq and is a predicted model, not a curated record. Lineage: Eukaryota; Metazoa; Chordata; Actinopteri; Beloniformes; Adrianichthyidae. Gene Ontology annotation, biological process: adenylate cyclase-modulating G protein-coupled receptor signaling pathway; G protein-coupled dopamine receptor signaling pathway. Bases 802 to 1866 code for a protein of 354 amino acids. The transcript is spliced from 8 exons. Gene Ontology annotation, molecular function: corticotropin-releasing hormone receptor 1 binding; GTP binding; GTPase activity. Gene Ontology annotation, cellular component: heterotrimeric G-protein complex.
CGGAAUGAUUUUACAAAAGAGAAAAAAAACUAGUUGUGACUUUAGCACAACAUUGCUUCCACGGUGUGCUGUAUAUAUUAUUUCCGGGGGAUUGUGAGGAUAAGUGAAGGCUGUUUUAUUUUUUUUAUUUUAUUUUUUUAAAUGGUCUCCCCCUCAAUGAUUUGUUUCUGGAGGCGCCCCUGCUCCUCUGUCAGGGUGCACUUCCCAGCUUCUCCGCGAGGGGCGCUGCUGCUCUCUCUCACGUUUGCUUCCCGCUGCUCUGACGUCAGCAACCUGCAAGUGAACGACUGAACGGACGGAGGAGCCCCGAACCGGAGCCACCGGGAGGCAGUCUGAGCAACCGCCCGAGUCCCCGCCGCCGCCGCCCCGGAGGAGCCGAGAGGAGGAAAGGUCCACCGCGACAGAACCGACCGAGCGAUGCCAGCACUGCUCACCGCCGCCCAGUAAGCGCAGACUGCGUCGAGAGGACGGAACCGUUACCGAGAUUUACCGGCAGAGAAAGAGAAAGCAGCAGGGAGACGGAGAGCGGAGCCCCCCCACCCUGAGAACCACAGCUGCGGAGGUUUCACCGCCCGGGACCGAACCGCCGAUUUCAAUGCUGUAAGCGCGAGCGCGUCCCCGGCCUGAGCGCGAGACAGAGAGGGAGCGACGCGGAGGGAUCGAAGGCAGAGAGAGCUCGGAAAGGAAAGGUGGAGAUAUCUUCAGCGACCAAUUCAGGAUCCCCACUCUCAUCCUCCGCUUGUUGCGUUUUCUCGCGUGGAUCCCGGUACCGCUAUCGCCAUCAAGCUGUGUUCUCUAACCAUGGGAUGUACGCUGAGCGCAGAGGAGAGGGCGGCUCUGGACCGGAGCAAAGCCAUCGAGAAGAACCUGAAGGAGGACGGCCUCACCGCGGCCAAGGAUGUCAAGCUGCUGCUGCUCGGGGCCGGAGAGUCAGGGAAGAGCACCAUCGUCAAACAGAUGAAGAUCAUCCACGAGGACGGCUUCUCCGGCGACGAUGUAAAGCAGUACAAGCCCGUCGUUUACAGCAACACCAUCCAGUCUCUGGCGGCCAUUGUUCGUGCCAUGGACACGCUGGGCCUAGAGUACGGAGACAAAGAGCGCAAGGCUGAUGCUAAGAUGGUGUGUGACGUGGUCAGCCGCAUGGAGGACACGGAGCCUUUCUCCGCCGAGCUGCUGUCUGCAAUGAUGCGUCUGUGGUCCGACUCGGGCAUCCAGGAGUGCUUCAGCCGCGCCCGAGAGUACCAGCUCAACGAUUCAGCGCAAUACUACUUGGACAGCCUAGAUCGGAUCGGUGCACCGGACUACCAGCCGACAGAGCAGGACAUCCUGAGGACCCGAGUGAAGACCACGGGCAUCGUGGAGACGCACUUCACCUUCAAAAACCUUCACUUCAGGCUGUUCGAUGUCGGAGGUCAGAGGUCGGAGAGGAAGAAGUGGAUCCACUGUUUUGAGGACGUGACGGCCAUCAUCUUCUGCGUGGCGCUGAGCGGGUAUGACCAGGUGCUGCACGAGGACGAGACCACGAAUCGUAUGCACGAGUCUUUGAUGCUGUUCGACUCCAUCUGCAACAACAAGUUCUUCAUCGACACCUCCAUCAUCCUCUUCCUCAACAAGAAGGACCUGUUCGCAGAGAAGAUCAAGAAGUCCGCUCUCAGCAUCUGCUUCCCGGAGUACACAGGGCCUAACACCUACGAGGACGCGGCGGCUUACAUUCAAGCACAGUUCGAGAGCAAGAACCGCUCUCCCAACAAGGAAAUCUACUGUCACAUGACCUGCGCCACGGAUACAGGAAACAUCCAGGUCGUGUUCGACGCCGUGACCGAUAUCAUCAUCGCCAACAACCUCCGAGGGUGUGGCUUGUACUGAGCACGCCCAGACGCCCCAUAACGACCUUUUCCCCCUUUUUUGUCCCCUCUCUUGUCCCGCCCCUUCCUGUCCCCGCCCCCCCUCCCCACCCCCUCUCCUCGUUCCUUUGACACUGCUGUUGAAAUGACGACGACAUCAAUGGUGGUUCUCGGAAUCUGUAACGAAUAAAGAAAUAAAAAUGCAAAUGAAAAAGCAAGACCCUUAAAACAAGCUGAUAAGCCCGCGCUUGUUUUGGGGUUUUGUUUGAAUUUUUUUCUUGCUCUGACCCCUCCCCCCCCACACACACCCUGAUGUUUUUCAGUCUUUUUGCCAAGCAAUCAAAUUUGUUUAAUAGUAAAGCCUGCAGCCUUGAAAACUUCUUGAACAAAGUCGAUGAAAGCCGCUCUUUGUGUGUCUUCUGUAACAAAACCGAAGCCUGUACUUUUUUUUUUUGUAUUGUUACUUUAAUUACAAUGGCUGUUUAUUUCUAUUGAUCAUGUGUAUAUUUAUUACAAGAAUAUCAGUCUUUACACUGACUUUUACUUCAGUUUGCCUCACAUGACUCUUGUAUUUGUUUCUCUUUUUUUUUUUUUUGCUCCUUUAGUGAUUAUAUAUUAACUUUUUUUGUCAGAAAUGUGUAUAAAAAACAUCACCAGAAGAUGAAACUGAAAUGCUGGUUUGUUUUAAGUGUUUUGUUUACAUUCGAAAAACCGUUUUUUAGAUGUUUGUAACGUCGGUUUUUUGUCCUCGAGUGAACCAUUUCUGCGUUUAAGACCCGGUUUUCAUCGACAGGAAGUGGGGCGUUUCCGUUUUUCCGUACGUCAGACGAACGUGAGCUGCACAUAGGUUGAACAUCAGCUGAACGUCUGGCGUAAAUUAGCCGGGUGUCAGCCAAAUGUCAGCCGUUCGUCAGCCUGACGGUAGCUGUACGUCAGCUGCGUGUGAGCCGAACGUCAGCCGAACCUUAGCCGUAUGUCAGUCGUAUAUCAGCCAAAUGUCAGCCGGGCCUCAGAGCCAACAGGAAACAUUCUUUCUGUCCUAAAUGUCAGCGCCAUGAAACAGAGGCACUGCACUGUAGAUAGCUAUGCUUUUAGAAGCAAGUAUACAAAACCUACUCACUUAUAACCGUCUAACCCUCUCCAUGUAAAAAAAAAAAAAAAGAAUGCCUCCUGGUUAAUUUAUUCAUUUAUUUAUUGAUCGAUCACCUCUCAUAUUUUUUUGCGCUCCAAAUUCAACUGCAGGGUAACACCCCCUCCGCCCCCAACAGAUAGCAUGAGAUACUCGAGCCUUUGUAUAAAGAGAGAACUUAUGAUAUAAAGCUACUCAUGAAAACUGCAACACUAGAAAAGUUUUAAUAAAAAAAAGUAAAAGAUAAACACGAAGAAAAAAAAAGUCCCAGCUGAAAGGAAGUGGGGGCAGAUGUUUAAAAAAAAAAAAAGGAUGAGAGCGGUUUCGAAAAAAAAACCUUAAGUAUAGUUAUUCACAAUAUCAUCAUGUAAUCUUCUUUCACCCUUUUUUAAACAAAAACAUUUUGCAGAUGGUUCCACUUUGAACCGACUAUCCCGGACUGACCCCCGCGUUGUUGUAAUGCUCUGAACUGACCCCUCCUCUUUACCGUUUUGCCUGUUUCCCUGCAUUAGAACCGUGUCCUCACUUUAGCCUGACUCAGAACGAUUAAAUAUAAUACUAUAACGAUAUCUAUUUUUUAUGAUUUCAGAAAAAAACACUGUUUUUUGGGGAGAGCACGUUUCUGGCUGCAUCCGCUGCUUCGGGAUGCCGCAUGUUCGCACAUCGACGCUGUAAAAAGUCAUGCUCCUUCCAGUUUUGUUUUGAUUUUUUGAGUUUGGCGCACUCCUUCCAGGUCUAUAAUGAAAAGCACAGUUCUCUCACACACACUCGCACUCACAAACACACACAAGAUGUAGAUUUGGAAAUUUCUUAUUUAUUCAUGCCUAAUCUAUGUUACCAUCCAUCUAUCUAUCCAUGGAUCUAUAUAGACCUCUGUUGAUUUCUAGUUUUUAAAAGAGAAAAAGAGCCGUGUAUAAUUUGUCAUUCUCUUCCUGUUUUCCUCACAUUUUUUACCUCCUCUGUUCUCUUCUUUACCCGGUGAAUGCUUUUUUCUGUGCAGCUUUUUUUCUCUCUCUUCCCCCCUCUCUACUCUUCUUUAGUGAAUGGUUGUUAUUUCAUGUGGGAUGUCCGUGCUGGAAAACCAAUCGAAUGUAGUGUUUACAUUAAAAAGCCACUGUUUUCAUGACUACACAAAA